UGGUUCUAAGUGGUAGCGCAUGCAACACCAAAAAUAUGACAAUAACAGGUAUCCAACAAGGAACGGGUGCACCUCUGCUGGUCUUGGCACUUUUUGCAAAUUAUCAAAUUAUACCUUCAACCAGUGCAGCUCCAAUAGAUUGCCAGAAGAACACUGCUGUCUGCUCAGAAGAAAUUAUAAAGGAACUGACCCAAGUUCGAUUUGGGAUUAAAAUUCUCACGGAGAACAUAACGUUGGUGAGAUCUAAAAACUGUGCUGAGCUGUACAAAUCCGGUCGAAGGAUCAGCGGUGUUUACACAAUCGACCCAGAUGGUUCAGGCGCCUUCGAUGUAUAUUGUGACCAUACAACAGCUGGUGGGGGAUGGACAGUGAUGCAGAAGAGAAUGGAUGGCUCCGUUGAUUUCAACCGCACUUGGAAUGAAUACAAACAAGGCUUCGGUAACUUGGUCGGUGAAUUUUGGCUCGGACUGGAUAAGAUAAACCGUCUCACCAGAGACAAGACAAAAAACAAGCUUCGAGUAGAUCUGGGAGUAAUAAAUGGGAAAACUGUUCGCCCUGAGUAUGGCUGGUUUGGCAUUGGGAACGAGACAGCUGAGUACCAGCUGUACAUUGGCAAUUUUAUAAAUGCCACUGUUUCCCCUGAUUCCCUAAGUCCUCGCGGAGAUUUCGUUUUCGGUACCUGGGAGAUCCCGCUGGUUGUACUCAAAAAAGAGGUGGAGGCUGGUGAUAUGGCAACAGUAGCAGAUGUGCUGUUUGGUCAAAUCUCAAUGGUAUUUAUCCGCGUUGUGGAUAUAAAACCUGGGCCGAUAUUCACUGGGGAAGAUUAG
This is a messenger RNA of Pocillopora damicornis (cauliflower coral), 827 nucleotides long. RefSeq names its product angiopoietin-related protein 7. The record is from RefSeq and is a predicted model, not a curated record. NCBI's taxonomy places the organism in Eukaryota, Metazoa, Cnidaria, Anthozoa, Scleractinia, Pocilloporidae.